GGGACGGGGACGCUGCGCGCGCGGAGCCAUGGAAUCGGAGGAGGAGCAGCACAUGACCACGCUGCUGUGCAUGGGCUUCUCGGACCCGGCCACCAUCCGCAAGGCCCUGCGCCUGGCCAAGAACGACAUCAACGAGGCCGUGGCCUUGCUCACCAACGAGAGGCCCGGUCUGGACUACGGAGGUUACGAGCCCAUGGAUAGCGGAGGCCCCGGACCGGGACCCGGGGGAGGUGGAGUUGGAGGUGGAGGAGGCCCGCGGGGGGACGGCGGCGGCGGCGGCGGCGACGGUGGCUGCGGUGGUCCAUCCCGCGGCGGCGGGAGCGGCGGAGGCGGUGGGGGUGGCUUCGAUCCCCCGCCCGCCUACCACGAGGUGGUGGACACCGAGAAGAACGAUGAAAAUGGAAACUGCUCAGAGGAAGGAAUUGAAUUCCCUACGACAAAUUUAUAUGAACUGGAAAGCCGUGUUCUGACGGAUCACUGGUCCAUCCCUUACAAGCGAGAAGAGUCACUGGGCAAAUGUCUGUUAGCUUCUACCCACCUCGCCACACUUGGUCUUUCGGAGUCUGAUGAAAAUUGUAAAAGAUUUAUGGAUAGAUGUAUGCCUGAAGCAUUUAAAAAGCUCCUGACGUCAAGUGCAGUCCACAAGUGGGGCACGGAGAUUCAUGAAGGGAUCUACAACAUGCUGAUGUUGUUGAUAGAGCUGGUUGCGGAGCGGAUAAAGCAGGACCCGAUUCCCACCGGUCUCCUGGGCGUGCUCACGAUGGCUUUCAAUCCUGAUAAUGAAUACCACUUUAAGAACAGAAUGAAAGUGUCGCAAAGGAACUGGGCAGAAGUGUUCGGCGAGGGAAAUAUGUUUGCUGUUUCACCUGCGUCUACUUUCCAGAAGGAGCCUCACGGAUGGGUUGUAGACUUGGUAAAUAAGUUUGGAGAAUUAGGUGGAUUUGCAGCCAUCCGAGCCAAACUCCAUUCAGAAGAUAUGGAACUUGGGGCUGUUUCAGCGCUGGUGCAGCCCUUGGGAGUGUGCGCAGAGUACCUGAACCCCUCCGUCGUGCAGCCCAUGCUGGACCCAGUCAUCCUGACCACGAUCCAGGAUGUGCGCAGCGUAGAGGAGAAAGACCUCAAAGACAAGAGAUUGGCCAGCAUCCCCGAGCUCUUGUCUGCCAUCAAGUCACUUUGCAUGCGCUUUCAGCCGGGCCUGGCGACGGUCGUGGAUGACCUCCGACUUGACAUCCUGCUGCGCAUGCUCAGAUCGCCACAUUUUAGUGCUAAGAUGAAUUCUCUCAAAGAAGUAACCAAACUAAUAGAAGAUAGCACCUUAUCCAAGUCUGUGAAGAAUGCCAUAGAUACAGAUCGAUUAUUAGAUUGGCUAGUUGAAAAUUCAGUUUUGUCAAUUGCACUAGAAGGAAACAUAGACCAGGCGCAGUACUGCGACCGCAUCAAAGGGAUCAUUGAGCUCCUGGGCAGUAAAUUGUCUCUGGACGAGCUCACCAAGAUCUGGAAGAUACAGUCGGGGCAGCCGUCCACUGUAAUCGAGAACAUUCACAGCAUCGUUGCUGCUGCUGCUGCGAAGUUUAACUCGGAUCAGCUCAACCACCUGUUUGUCCUCAUCCAGAAGAGCUGGGAGACCGAGAAUGACCGAGUGAGGCAGAAGCUGCUGAGUCUGAUUGGACGGAUAGGCCGGGAAGCGCGCUUUGAGGCCACUUCUGGAAAGGUUUUGGAUGUUCUCUGGGAACUGGCUCACCUGCCAACCUUGCCCAGUAGCCUCGUUCAGCAAGCCUUGGAGGAGCACCUGACCAUCCUCAGUGACGCCUACGCCGUGAAGGAGGCCGUCAAGAGGAGCUACAUCAUUAAGUGCAUAGAAGACAUCAAAAGGCCCGGAGAGUGGUCAGGUUUGGAAAAAAACAAGAAGGAUGGAUUCAAGUCUUCGCCGCUGAAUCACCCCCAGUUUGUGUGGGUGGUGCCCGCGUUGCGUCAGCUCCAUGAAAUCACCCGCUCCGUCAUAAAGCAGACCUACCAGAAGCAAGACAAGAGCAUUAUUCAAGACCUGAAGAAAAAUUUUGAGAUUGUGAAAUUGGUCACAGGAAGCCUGAUAGCUUGUCAUCGCCUCGCAGCGGCCGUGGCUGGGCCUGGGGGCCUGAGUGGCCUGACGCUUGUGGAUGGCCGCUACACUUACCGGGAGUAUUUAGAGGCACAUCUGAAAUUCCUGGCAUUUUUCUUACAAGAAGCUACACUGUAUCUGGGGUGGAACCGAGCCAAGGAAAUCUGGGAAUGCCUUGUGACUGGCCAGGAUGUUUGCGAGUUAGAUCGAGAGAUGUGCUUUGAGUGGUUCACCAAAGGGCAGCACGACCUGGAGAGCGAUGUCCAGCAGCAGCUCUUCAAGGAGAAGAUUCUGAAACUGGAGUCCUAUGAAAUCACCAUGAAUGGCUUUAACUUAUUUAAGACAUUUUUUGAAAAUGUGAAUCUCUGUGAUCAUCGAUUAAAAAGACAAGGAGCUCAGUUGUACGUAGAAAAGCUGGAAUUGAUAGGAAUGGAUUUCAUCUGGAAAAUUGCCAUGGAGUCACCCGAUGAAGAAAUUGCAAACGAAGCGAUUCAGUUAAUCAUAAACUAUAGUUACAUUAACCUAAAUCCGCGGCUGAAGAAGGAUUCAGUGUCUUUGCAUAAGAAAUUCAUUGCUGACUGCUAUACAAGACUAGAAGCAGCGAGUUCAGCACUUGGUGGCCCCACAUUAACACAUGCUGUGACCAGAGCCACAAAAAUGCUUACGGCCACUGCCAUGCCUACUGUAGCAACAUCAGUUCAGUCUCCAUACAGAUCAACAAAACUUGUGAUAAUUGAGAGAUUGCUGCUUCUGGCAGAACGCUAUGUGAUCACAAUAGAGGAUUUUUACUCUGUUCCACGAACAAUUCUACCUCAUGGUGCCUCAUUUCAUGGACAUCUUUUAACUCUUAAUGUCACCUGUGAGUCUACCAAAGACACCUUCCCUGUAGAGGCCCACAGUAAUGAAACCAUAGGCAGUGUCCGGUGGAAGAUAGCCCGACAGCUGUGCUCUCCUGUGGACAACAUUCAGAUCUUUACGAAUGAUAGUCUGCUGACCGUGAACAAGGAUCAGAAGCUCCUGCACCAGCUGGGCUUCUCCGACGAGCAGGUCCUCACCGUGAAGACGUGCGGCAGCGGGACGCCCUCGGGGAGCUCGGCCGACUCCUCGGCCAGCUCCAGCAGCAGCAGCAGCGGGGUUUUCAGCUCGUCCUACGCCAUGGAGCAGGAGAAGUCCCUGCCCGGUGUGGUGAUGGCUCUUGUGUGCAAUGUGUUUGACAUGCUGUACCAGCUUGCCAACCUAGAGGAGCCAAGGAUAACUCUGCGAGUCCGAAAGCUUCUGCUCCUGAUUCCCACUGAUCCAGCCAUUCAGGAAGCCCUGGAUCAGCUCGAUUCUUUAGGCAGAAAGAAGACACUGCUAUCAGAAACAAGCGCCCAGUCUUCAAAGUCCCCAGCCCUGUCCCCCAAGCAGCCGCAGCCGCAGCCGCAGCCGAGCGCCAGCUCCGUCCUGGAGAGCCUGUUUCGCUCUUUUGCUCCGGGAAUGUCGACCUUCAGAGUUCUCUACAAUUUGGAAGUUCUAAGCUCCAAGCUCAUGCCAACAGCUGAUGAUGACAUGGCAAGAAGCUGUGCAAAAUCUUUCUGCGAGAACUUCCUCAGAGCAGGAGGUCUAAGUCUGGUCGUGAAUGUCAUGCAGAGGGACUCCAUCCCGUCGGAAGUGGACUGCGAGACGAGGCAGGGCGUGUACUCCAUCUGCCUGCAGCUGGCAAGAUUUCUGCUUGUGGGACAGACCAUGCCCACAUCACUAGAUGAAGACCUCACCAAAGACGGCACGGAAGCCCUGUCUUCCCGCCCGUUCCGGAAUGUGAGCCGGCAGACAAGCAGACAGAUGUCCUUGUGCGGCACCCCGGAGAAGUCCUCCUUCCGGCAGCUGUCGGUGUCCGACAGGUCCUCCAUCCGCGUCGAGGAGAUCAUCCCUGCCGCUCGCGUCGCCAUACAAACUAUGGAAGUAAGCGACUUCACGUCGACUGUGGCUUGCUUCAUGAGAUUGUCAUGGGCUGCAGCUGCGGGGCGGCUCGACCUUGUGGGAAGCAGCCAGCCAAUUAGAGAAAGCAACUCUCUGUUUCCUGCUGGAAUUCGAAACAGACUCAGCAGUUCAGGCAGCAACUGCAGCUCCGGAAGUGAAGGGGAGCCGGUCGCCCUGCUCGCGGGGAUCUGUGUCCGGCAGCAGGCCGUGUCCACCAAGGACGCCCUCAUCGCCGGGGAGGCGCUCUCCCUUCUUGUCACGUGCCUCCAGCUCCGGAGCCAGCAACUAGCAUCUUUCUAUAAUUUGCCCUGUGUUGCUGAUUUUAUCAUCGAUAUUCUGCUUGGAUCACCAAGUGCCGAGAUCCGCCGGGUCGCCUGCGAUCAGCUGUAUACUCUCAGUCAGACAGACACGUCCGCCCAUCCAGAUGUGCAGAAGCCAAAUCAGUUCCUGCUGGGCGUGGUCCUCACUGCCCAGCUGCCCCUCUGGUCCCCGACCAGCAUCAUGAGAGGAGUCAAUCAGAGGCUUCUGUCUCAGUGUGUGGAGUAUUUUGACCUGAGGUGCCAGUUACUAGAUGAUCUGACAACUGCAGAAAUGGACCACUUACAAAUCAGCCCAGCUACCAUGCUUGAAGAUGAGAUCACGUGGUUGGAUAACUUUGAACCUAACCGCACCGCAGAGUGUGAGACCAGCGAGGCAGACAACAUCUUACUGGCAGGACAUUUGCGGCUUAUUAAGACGCUCCUUUCGCUAUGUGGGACAGAAAAGGAAAUGCUCGGCUCAUCGCUCAUCAAACCCUUGCUAGAUGACUUCCUCUUCCGAGCUUCCAGAAUUAUCUUGAACAGCCAUUCUCCAGCUGCCAGUGCCGCCAUCAGUCAACAGGACUUUCAUCCAAAGUGUAGCACAGUGAAUAGCCGAUUGGCAGCCUAUGAAGUCCUUGUGAUGUUGGCUGAUAGCUCGCCUUCAAAUCUUCAGAUUAUUACCAAAGAGCUCCUUUCUAUGCACCACCAGCCCGACCCGGCUCUGACCAAAGAGUUUGACUUCCUCCCCCCAGUGGAUGGCCGAUCCAGUUCCGGGUUUGUGGGGCUGAGGAACGGUGGUGCGACUUGCUACAUGAAUGCGGUCUUCCAGCAGCUCUACAUGCAACCUGGGCUCCCUGAGUCAUUGCUUUCAGUGGACGAUGAGACAGACAAUCCAGACGAUAGCGUGUUUUACCAAGUCCAGUCUCUCUUUGGGCACCUGAUGGAAAGCAAGCUGCAGUACUAUGUCCCUGAGAACUUUUGGAAGAUCUUCAGGAUGUGGAACAAAGAGCUGUACGUGCGGGAGCAGCAGGACGCGUAUGAGUUCUUCACUAGCCUCGUUGACCAGAUGGAUGAGCAUCUCAAGAAAAUGGGGAGAGACCAAAUUUUUAAGAAUACUUUCCAGGGCAUCUAUUCUGAUCAGAAGAUCUGUAAAGACUGUCCUCACAGAUAUGAACGUGAGGAAGCUUUCAUGGCUCUCAACCUGGGAGUCACUUCUUGUCAAAGCUUGGAAAUUUCUUUGGACCAGUUUGUUAGAGGAGAAGUUCUGGAAGGAAGCAAUGCAUACUACUGUGAAAAGUGUAAAGAAAAGAGAAUAACAGUGAAAAGAACCUGUAUCAAGUCUUUACCUAGUGUCUUGGUAAUUCACCUCAUGAGGUUUGGAUUUGACUGGGAGAGUGGACGCUCCAUCAAAUAUGAUGAACAAAUAAGGUUCCCCUGGGUGCUGAACAUGGAGCCGUACACAGUCUCGGGAAUGGCUCGCCAGGACUCGUCGUCCGAAGUUGGGGAAAAUGGGAGAAGUAUGGAUCAAGGCAGCGGAGGAUCCCCGCGGAAGAAAGUCGCCCUCACGGAGAACUAUGAGCUUGUUGGUGUCAUUGUGCACAGCGGGCAGGCGCACGCGGGCCACUACUACUCCUUCGUCAAGGACAGGCGGGGCUGUGGAAAAGGAAAGUGGUAUAAGUUUAAUGACACCGUUGUGGAAGAGUUUGACCUAAGUGAUGAAACCCUGGACUACGAGUGCUUUGGAGGAGAGUACAGACCAAAAGUCUACGAUCAAACAAACCCGUACCCUGACGUGCGUCGAAGGUACUGGAACGCCUACAUGCUGUUCUACCAGAGGGCGUCGGACCAGAGCUCGCCCGUGCUGCCGAAGAAAAGCCGAGUGGGCGUCGUGAGGCAGGAGGACCUCUCCCUGUCAGCUCCAUCUUCACCAGAGAUUUCGCCCCAAUCGUCUCCUCGGCCCCAUAGGCCAAACAAUGAUCGACUCUCCAUUCUAACCAAGCUAGUUAAAAAGGGGGAGAAGAAAGGGCUAUUUGUGGAGAAAAUGCCAGCUCGAAUAUACCAGAUGGUAAGAGAUGAAAACUUAAAGUUCAUGAAGAACAGGGAUGUGUACAGCAGUGACUAUUUCAGCUUUGUGCUGUCCCUGGCGUCGCUGAACGCUACGAAAUUAAAGCAUCCAUACUAUCCUUGCAUGGCCAAGGUCAGCUUGCAGCUUGCCGUUCAGUUCCUUUUCCAAACAUACCUACGGACAAAGAAAAAACUCAGAGUCGAUACGGAAGAGUGGAUUGCUACCAUCGAAGCGUUACUUUCCAAAAGUUUUGAUGCUUGCCAGUGGCUGGUUGAGUACUUCAUUGGUUCUGAAGGACGAGAAUUGAUAAAGAUUUUCUUGUUGGAGUGCAGUGUGAGAGAAGUACGUGUUGCUGUCGCCACCAUUCUGGAGAAGACCCUGGACAGUGCCUUGUUUUAUCAAGACAAGCUAAAAAGCCUUCACCAGUUACUGGAAGUACUGCUGGCUCUCUUGGAUAAAGAUGUCCCCGAAAAUUGUAAAAACUGCGCUCAGUACUUUUUCCUGUUCAACACUUUUGUACAAAAGCAAGGGAUCAGGGCUGUGGACCUACUCCUGAGGCACUCGGCGCUUCGGCACAUGGUCACCUUCCUCCUCGGGGCCAACCGGCAGAGCACUCAGAUCCGCCGAUGGAGUUCAGCGCAAGCUCGGGAAUUUGGGAAUCUCCAUAACACUAUUGCGUUGCUUGUCUUGCAUUCGGAUGUCUCUUCCCAGAGGAAUGUCGCUCCCGGCGCAUUUAAACAGCGGCUGCCUGCCAGCGUGGCUCCCUCCAGCCCCCUGCUGCCCCUCCACGAGCAAGUGGAAGCCUUGCUGUUCUUGUCUGAAGGGAAACCGUACCUGCUGGAGGUCAUGCUCGCCCUGCGAGAGCUGACGAGCUCCCCCGUGGCGCUCAUCGAGAUGGUCGCCUACUGCUGCUUCUGUAACGAGCACGUCUCCUUCACAGUGCUGCACUUCAUUAAGAAUCAGCUGGAAACCGCUCCCCCGCACGAGUUGAAGAGCACGUUCCAGCUGCUUCACGAGAUCCUGGUCAUUGAAGACCCCAUACAAGUAGAGCGAAUCAAAUUCGUGUUUGAGACAGAAAACGGAUUACUAGCUUUGAUGCACCACAGCAACCACGUGGACAGCAGUCGGUGCUACCAGUGUGUCAAAUUUCUUGUCACUCUGGCUCAGAAGUGUCCUGCUGCUAAAGACUACUUCAAGGAGAAUUCCCACCACUGGAGCUGGGCCGUGCAGUGGCUGCAAAAGAAGAUGUCAGAGCACUAUUGGACACCACAGAGCAAUGUCUCCAAUGAAACCUCAACUGGAAAAACCUUCCAGCGAACCAUUUCAGCUCAGGACACGCUGGCCUACGCCACAGCUUUGCUGAAUGAAAAAGAGCCGUCGGGAAGCAGCAAUGGCUCGGAGAGCAGCCCCGCCAACGAGAACGGAGAGAGGCACCUGCAGCAGGGUUCAGAGUCUCCCAUGAUGAUUGGUGAGUUAAGAAGCGACCUUGACGAUGUCGAUCCGUGAACAGUGUGCCCAGCACCUGACAGGACAGGCUGAUAAGCUCCUUUUGGAAAGCAAAACCUCAUCCUUGAAGCCCUUAGAAGGGCCCGCAGGCAGCUCCCAAGAGUGUGUGAGUGGAGGACCGUGUGUUCGGAAGGAAAGCCUUCUGUGGCCCCUGGAAGGCUGGGGGGCUUGCUUGGUGGUGGGAGAGCACCGGUGUCUGGACCCACUGCCGCGGGUCCGUGUGGAUUAACAUCUGAGGAGACUGCAGGAGCGAAGCCGUGGCCCACUUCUGGUACAUGAACACACAAGUGAGGACAAAGCCUUGGCUUUCCUUGUGAUGUGAUAGAAAAAAAGUCUCGAUUUUUUAUAUUUUAAGGAAAAAAAUAACAAGAUAACAAAAGCAAGCAGCCUUUAGAUUUAUGGGCAAAUUUUUAAUCUUGCAGUAACAUUAAAUAGAAAUAUCCAAUUUAAGAUGAUGUAAAGAUGUGGUAAAAUAUCUUUUUGUUGUAAAAUAGUUGUUGAAUCCAGUUUACAUAGACCCUUGUAUUUAAUAUGUCUCCCUCUUUGUACAGAAUUUCUGAUCUGUUAGUUUGAGAGCUGUGGGUAUUGUCUUGGAUCUUGAAAAACGUUAGUAGCAUCAAAAAGUGGGAAAUCGCUCAGCUCCUGAGUUAUUUUCUGGGAUGGUUAAGGCGGGAAGCGUGGCGAACACUGUGUUCUUCGCAGCCUAGGCCACGACCACUAGAGAAGGUGCACGUUGUUCCCAAGACGGACUUCGCAGCGACCACAUUAAGAGCACUUUAAAAUAUAGUUUUAUUGAGUUCGACUUCACAAGAUUAUCUUUUUAAUGCUUGGAGACAUAUUGAAUAAAUGGUUGUCUGGAGUCAUGUGAUCUGCAAUCAUUUGAUUUUGCUUAAGCGUGAUUACUGUGCCCUUGUGUUGCUUGUACGUGGAGCUCACAGCCUCGGUCAGUGACACUGCUUCGAGGGGCUCAGCGUACUUUACUGCAGAAAGGAACUCAAGACUCGGCUUCUCCUCAGUGUCACCAAUACUGAAGAGGCGAGGUGUAAGGCCUGCUGUCCUAGAAAUAAGUAGAAAACAGCUCACACCCAUCCGGCUUGUUCUAGUGCCCCAUAGCAGCAGUCGCUCCCUUCAGGGCCGGGUGUGAGGCCACUUUCUGUGUUUUCUAUCUUGAGUUGCUGGCAGUUCCGCCUGCCUCGCCUUCAUUUACGUGUUCUGCCUGAUUUGCCACUGUCAUGUCACUAGAUUUGCCAAGUCAGAGAGGCACAGCCGGCCCCAAAGUGCCUUUUUGGUCGCUUUUCAUUCCUGGGGACACAGGGACAACAUGGCAGGGCUGUGCACUCUCAGAGACCAUGCACCUCACUGCUCCCCUGUGGUGGAGGUUCCUGGGCAGCCAGCCGGCCGCCUCAGUUUGUAAUUCCAUGACCUGCCGCAAGCCAGUGCUGGCUUCUGUCCAAGCCCACAGCAGACAGACGGAAGAGCCGCCUUGCAGAGCCGUGUCCUCAGGGAAGCGGGCAGAGAGAGGCAAGGAGCAAGUUGGGUGUGGUUCCGCUGUUAGAGCCGGGUUCGAAUGUGACGGUCUGAAGUUGAUUGUGAAUACCCGAACACCCGUGUGUCCCGCUGUUUCCCUCCCCGACUCACCUUCUCUCCACACCCGUCCUCCAGAAAGGUUGUGUGGGACCCGCAUUGAGACGCCGGCGAUGAUGCACGGUGGGAUGUCAUCGCCGGCAGCCGCACUCAGGAGCCCGAAUUCAGGAGUGGAAUGCCACUUGUAGUCAAUCCCUUCAUUUCCUAUGGAAACGAUGCCUUCUGCGCCCGCUCCGUGCCUCGGGGUCCCUGUCGCUCCCCACUCGGGUCCUGCUUGUUACCUUGCUGCUGCGAGAUCACCCUGUCCACUGCGCCAGCACCCAAGAAGCCCGCUGAAGGCUUCAGUGCAGCGCCACGACGCGGCCUACUGUGACAGGCUUGCCUUGAAGGAGUUCUCGUUUUUACUGCCAAUGUUUGGACGAAGAUGUUUUUAUAACCUUUCACAGUGGUUGGCAAGUGAGCAGGAAUUGCACAAUCAACUGGAUGCCGUGUCUUCUUAAGGAACCCUCAAGCCCCAGCUGACCGUCAUCCUGACCCCAAGGCACCUCGGGACAGACAAGCGAGUCGUUCUCAUGUGGCUGUCCUGGCAGGACUGACGGACGUGGUCAGCGACACCCAGAAGAAGCCGUAGAGCCACCAGACUCACCCGGCCCUCCCUGGUGACGCCCAGGUGUGCGCAGGACCUUUUGAGCUUGGAACAAGCAGACUGGAAUUUUCCUCUGCUACCUCUUGUGUACAAAACAAACAAACAAACAAACAAAAUCUUUGUUUAUAAAAUUUCAAAAGGAAGUAGUUAAACUAGGAGAGACUCCGAGUUCUAAAUCUGGUUUGUGUGUGGCCGAGUUCUUAGGAAGCCUCUGAGAGUAUCAAAUAAAUUUUUCAAAAAUGUA
Jaculus jaculus (lesser Egyptian jerboa) is the source of this 10401-nucleotide messenger RNA. It is a transcript of the gene Usp24, whose product is annotated as ubiquitin specific peptidase 24. Gene Ontology annotation, cellular component: cytosol; nucleus. Gene Ontology annotation, biological process: protein deubiquitination. The coding region runs from base 29 to 7927 and encodes 2632 amino acids. The record is from RefSeq and is a predicted model, not a curated record. Gene Ontology annotation, molecular function: cysteine-type deubiquitinase activity; protein binding; cysteine-type endopeptidase activity. NCBI's taxonomy places the organism in Eukaryota, Metazoa, Chordata, Mammalia, Rodentia, Dipodidae. The transcript has 68 exons.